This is a messenger RNA of Cuscuta campestris, 2378 nucleotides long. The record is from the annotation of a GenBank genome assembly. NCBI's taxonomy places the organism in Eukaryota, Viridiplantae, Streptophyta, Magnoliopsida, Solanales, Convolvulaceae.
CUCGAGAGAGUCUCUCGGGAGGCUAGAUUAGCCACAAGUUGUGGUGAACCAGUGUAAAAUCGGUGUGCCUCUUACUUUUCUCUUUACUUCUCGUUUAUUCAUUUUUUAUUCCUGCAAUUUUUGAUCAAACGCUAUUCACCCCCCCUCUAGCGUUAGUCUCUUAUUCUAACAAUUGGUAUCGGAGCCUAACUCGCGUCCAAACUUAACUGUUUGAGAGUAAAGCGAUCAUGGGCUCUUCUUCUAGAAAUCUCUAUGCAGGAAUUGGAGAAGGUCAAUCAACUUCUAGGCCACCACUCUUUGAUGGCACCAACUACUCUUAUUGGAAGGAACGGAUGAGAAUCUACAUUCGUUCCACCAACUUCGAAUUGUGGUUGGUGAUAAAAAAUGGCGAAGAAAUCCCUAUGAAGAAAGUGGGAGAAACCACGGUCCCAAAGACCGAAAACGAAUUUGAUGCCGAGGACAUCAAGAAGAUUGAAAACUAUGCAAAGGCCAUCAAUAUGCUAUAUUGCGCGGUUAACCCCGAUGACUACCAAAAGAUCUCCUGUUGCACAACCGCCAAGGAGAUGUGGGACAAGCUUGAAGUGACGUACGAAGGUACCGAUCAAGUUCGCGAAGCCAAGAUCGAUUUUCUCACCCAAGAGUACGAAAUGUUCCGGAUGAAAGAAGGUGAGAAAAUUGAUGACAUGUUCGACCAUUUUUCAAAGAUCAUCAACGACCUUCAUGCUCUCAAAAAGACUUACACCAACAAGGAUCUCGUGAGGAAAAUCCUACGAAGCCUCACACCCGAAUGGAGGUCAAAAGCCGAUGCAAUCUAUGAAUCCAUUGGAGUCUCCAACGUCACCAUCGACGGGCUAAGAGGUAACCUUAAAACCUAUGAAUCUACUAUUCUAACCCCGUCUUUGGAUGAACAAAAGAAAAAGGGGAUAGCUCUCAAAGCCACCAAGGAACCAGUGGAAGAGGCUUCAAGCGAUGAUGACAAUGAAUUUGGGCUCGUCAUCAAGAAGUUCCACAAGUUCAUGAAGAAGGAAUUUGAGCGGAAGGGAAGGAAGCACGACGGUCCUCCCAAGUGCUACGGCUGUGGCGAGAUUGGCCACAUCAAGCCAAGGUGUCCAAAGGCCAAACAUGGCAAGGAUAAGCCUGGCUUCAAGAAGCAAAGGGCCUACAUCUCUUUGGGUGGCGAUUCCGGCGACGUAUCAACCGACCAAGAAGAGGACGAAGCUGCAAAUCUCUGCCUCAUGGCGCACGAAGAUCAAAGCGACGACGUCCAAAAGAGGAAUGCCCGGGAGUGCUAUGCUCGGGCAGUCAAGAAGAUUACCAAGGGGGUCAAUGUCAUCUCUCAAGAAAUCACAAAGGGAGAGACCUGGGAAAAACUUGAGCCCGAGGCCAAGACGGUGGAGAUUGAACUUCACCCGGGUGAUUCUUCAAUGAUGGUCAGGAUUGGAGCAAAUCUCCCAGAAGAUCUCAAGGCGGAGAUUACACGUGUCCUCCAAGAGUACGCGGGCAUAUUUGCGUGGAGCCUGGUAGAUAUGCCUGGAAUUGACCGCUCAAUCAUCUGCCACUGGCUGGCAGUGAGGGAUGGAAGUCAACCGGUACGCCAGAAGAAGAGAUACAACCUCCGGUUGAAUCCUAAGAAAUGCGUCUUCGCGGUUCAUACCGGGAAGUUCUUAGGAUUCAUGGUAACCAAGAGAGGUAUAGAGCCCAAUCCAGAGAAAAUUCGGGCUAUCACCGAAAUGCAAGCCCCUACCUCAGUUAGGGACGUGCAAAAGUUGACCAGUCGUCUAGUGGCCCUCAGCCGGUUUCUUUCCCGGUCAGCUGAGAGAUCCCUGCCCUUCUUCAAAGUCUUGAAGAAGGCCAACACAUUUGUAUGGGACGAAGACUGCCAGAUGGAAUUCGAGGAGCUGAAAGAAUACCUAGUGUCAGACAUUGUAUUGUCAAAACCCGAACCGGGUGAAACUUUGUAUCUGUACUUAGGGAUUUCCCCAAAUGCUGUAAGCUCCGUUUUAAUAAGAGAUGAUGGGGCACAAAAGCCCAUUUAUUAUGUGAGCAAAGCACUAAACGGGGCAGAAAGUAGAUAUACGGCGAUGGAAAAGACUGCGUAUGCUCUUUUCAUCUCCGCCAAGAAGUUAACAUCCUACUUCCAAGCUCACCCGGUGGAAGUGCUGACUGACUGAUUUGCAGUAUAGAAUGGGCAAAACUAACAACUAAAAAGAACCCUUGUAAGUAGGGUGUCGAACCUCAGGGAGACGUGAGUUAAUUUAAUUUUGACAAAAGUUUACAAAAGAAGUUGUAAAAUAUUUUUUUGGACUUUUUGGUUUUAGAGAUAAAAUAAAAAGUGUAAAAAGAGAGAGUUUCAAACAACAUAAAGUUUUUGAUGAUGA